CGCCCACAGGAACAAAGACGACACGGGCACACACAGUGACCGGCUCCUGGCCUCAGGAUGGCGUAUCCCCUGGGCAGGGACGUGUGAUGCUCACAGAUGACCACAGCCAUGUGGUUCUUCGUUGGGAUCACUGGAUUGCUGGCGACCACCCUCACAGGUCUCCCGUCUCCAGCCCCGGCUGGCGAGCACAAUACCAGCUGGGCUGAGAACAGGGCCCUGAAGCUAGGAAAGCUGGGGGAGCCGGGGGUCCGCCUGGUGAACGGGAGCAGCAGCUGCAGCGGGAGAGUGGAAGUCCAAGUCGGGGGCGCCUGGGAGCCGGCCUGUGGGGCGCUCUGGAACCGCCAGGCCGCUCAGGCUGUGUGCCAGGCCCUAGGCUGCGGCAUGGCAGAGACCCCUGUCCAGCCAGGGUGGCCCACCCCGGAGCUGCAGCCCAUGCCCACCACGGAGAACACCAGCAGGGUCCUGAACACCACAGGGCCGCUGGCACCUGCCAUCGUGUGCACCGGAGGCGACUGGCAGCUGUGUGAGGUCCUAGGCCAGCACCAGGAGUGCAGUAGCGAAGGGAGGCCCGCCUGGGUCACCUGCACGGAAAACCGGGCGCUGCGCUUGGUGGACGGCGGCAGCCGCUGUGCUGGCCGGGUAGAGAUGCUGGAGCACGGCCGGUGGGGCACCGUGUGCGACGACACGUGGGACCUGGAGGAUGCCAACGUCGUGUGCCAGCAGCUUAAGUGCGGCUCGGCCAUCGAGGCCCUGCCUGGCUUGCACUUCGCCCCCGGCCAAGGCCCCAUCCACCGCGACCAGGUGAACUGCAGUGGGGCCGAGGCCCACCUGUGGGACUGCCCCGGGCUGUCGGGAGACCUGUACUGCGGGCACAAGGAGGACGCCGGCGUGGUGUGUUCAGAGCAUCAGUCCUGGCGCCUGACUGGGGGCAUCGACCCCUGUGAGGGACAGGUGGAGGUGUUCUUCCGAAGGGUCUGGAGCACUGUAUGUGACAGCGAGUGGUACCAACCAGGGGCCCAAGUGCUCUGCCGGUCUUUGGGCUGCGGGAAUGUGGUAAACCGGCCCAAGGGGCAGCCCCACAGCCUGGAGGGAAAGAUGUUCUACUCAUGUACAGGAAAAGAGCCUACCCUCUCCGAAUGCUCCUGGUGGUUUAACAACUCCAACCUCUGCAGCCAGUCACUGGCAGCCAGGGUCCUCUGCUCAGGCUCUCAGAAACUACAGCAUGUGUCUACUUCUGAAAGCUCCGCAAGUGUUCCAACAGUCACUGUAGAAUCCUCUGUGACAAUGAACAUGGAGGACAGAGACUCUCGGGAGCUAGUGCUUCUCAUCUCCUGCAUCAUUCUGGGAGUGCUCCUCCUUGGCUCAGUCACUUGCAUAGUCAUCCUCCUCUUGAAAGUCAAAGGAAAAUAUGCACUCCCUGCAACCAGGAACCACCAGCAGCCUCCCUCCUCCACCUCAGCGGGGGUCAAUAGUUACCAAGCUGUCCCCAUCACCAUCACCAUGCCCAAAGAUGAAGUUCCCAAGCUGCCCAUCCAGGUCCGGGACCCAUGCCCAGAGGACUUCGACUCCAGCUCUGAUUCAGAUUAUGAGCAUUAUGACUUCAGCGCCCAGCCUCUGGCCCUGACCACCUUCCACAAUUCACAGCGUCACCGGGUGACGGAGGCCGAAGCCCGGCAGAGCAGGUUCCAGAUGCCGCCCUUGGAGGAAGGACUUGAAGAGCUACAUGUUUCCCACCCACCAGCUGUGGACCCCAGACCUUACAUCUCAAGCGCCCCCUCUGUGGGCCCUGAGCAUUGUGCACGAAGCAAUAGUGGGUCCAGCACAUCUUCUGGGGAGAAUUACUGCAACAGCCCCAGCAGCAAGCCGCCUCCGUGGAAUUCCCAGAUGUUUUCUUCAGAGAAGAAACAGUCCCCUAAUUUGGAGCUAGCAGGCUCUCGGGCCACUUUUUCAGGGCCCUCGGCUGACGAUACUUCCAGCACCUCGUCGGGAGAAUGGUACCAGAACUUUCAGCAACCACCCCAGCCUCCUCUGGUGGAACAAUUGGAGCAUCCAGGGUCCCUCACAACCCAGCCAGACUCCAGUGAUGAGAGCGACUAUGAUGACAUUGGAGCUGCCUAGUCUGGAUCCAUCAAGGCGACUGGUGGCUCCAUCCCUCUCUCCUCCUGCUCUCCCUUCCUCCUCCCUUCCCCUCCUUUCCCAUGGGCCAAGGCCUCCCACAGAGAGAUGAACACCGACUGGCACAAGCCAGAACAACAGCCCAGGAUGGAGGGCGGAGACCGAGUGCGAGCUCUGUGUCAAUCAACAGCUGUGGAGCGUCUCAUUGGGUGAUCCUUGGGCACUGUGAUUCCAAGUCUCAGGCAGCUACUGAGGGGCAGGAACAGCCCGUCUAGGCCCUAGGGGGCUGCUGGGUCCCCAUCACCUGGCCAUGUUGUACAGGACCUGGACUCCAGCCUCAAAUCAUACUGGUCGCUUUACACCUGGCAGGGGACAUGACCUUCCCGGGCUCUGACAGCUGCCAGCAAGUAGGAUGACCCAACCAAGGAUCGGGGUCUGAAGCCAGGACCUGCCACCAAGACCCUGGCCCUUUCUGCUAUCCCAAGACAGCAGCCUUAUUCUGAGCCAUCAUGGUUUACACAGACUGUCCAGUCCUCCCUCCAUGCCUCCUGAGUCAGAGGCCUGGUUGCUGUCUGGUACGGGUACCCAACUAUCUGCCAGGAAGGGCCAGAGGCUACACUAGGUCCUGGAGUCCCCAGAUGUCCCCAUGGGUUUCUGGGGAUGAUCUCUGGUGAAGACACCAUGUGGUACCUGUGAACCUGUCAUCUUGCAGCCUCCUUGAGGCCCCAGGCUUGAGCCAGGCCUCAUGGCCUGUUCUGAGUAUCCUGAGAUUAAACUGUUGCUGU
Perognathus longimembris pacificus (Pacific pocket mouse) is the source of this 2900-nucleotide messenger RNA. RefSeq names its product CD6 molecule (gene Cd6). NCBI's taxonomy places the organism in Eukaryota, Metazoa, Chordata, Mammalia, Rodentia, Heteromyidae. Gene Ontology annotation, cellular component: membrane. The record is from RefSeq and is a predicted model, not a curated record.